Molecule: messenger RNA, 991 nt
Organism: Papilio xuthus (Asian swallowtail)
Lineage: Eukaryota; Metazoa; Arthropoda; Insecta; Lepidoptera; Papilionidae
Gene: Sod2
Product: superoxide dismutase 2
Exons: 5
Coding region: 158-811 (217 amino acids)
Biological process (GO): superoxide metabolic process
Cellular component (GO): mitochondrion
Molecular function (GO): superoxide dismutase activity; manganese ion binding
Source: RefSeq, a predicted model, not a curated record
GUGACAGUGACAUUUUCGCUCAUUUUUUAUAUUUUCAUUUGACUUCGCUUCGACUUCGAUUUCGAUUGCAUAACGUGAACAUUGAAGCAAAUAUAUCUUGCACCGGCAGUUACCUUAGCAUUUCAUAUUUGUAUCAUUCGAUAUAUAUAGUUGCAAGAUGUUGGCGACACGCAAUUUUGGAAACCUAAUUCGCGCUGCGGGUGCUACCCGCCUAAAACAUACAUUACCGGAGCUGCCUUAUGAAUACAGUGCUUUGGAACCGGUGAUCAGCCGGGAAAUUAUGAGUCUUCAUCACAGCAAGCACCAUGCUACCUACAUAAAUAACUUAAACGCAGCAGAAGAAAAACUUGUUCAAGCUCAAACAAAAGCAGCAGAAACAAGCACAAUGAUAUCACUUUUAAGUGCUGUAAAGUUUAAUGGAGGAGGGCAUGUAAACCAUUCAAUACUGUGGUGCAAUCUUUCUCCUUGCAAGACAGAACCAUCCUGUGCCUUUUUGAAAGCUGUUAAGCAGGACUUUGGAUCAUUGGAGAACAUGAAGAAUCAACUCGCAGCAGCUUCUGUAGGUGUGCAGGGCUCCGGUUGGGGCUGGCUCGGGUAUAAUAAGCAAAUGAAGAAAUUACAGAUUGCUACAUGCCAAAAUCAAGAUCCAUUGCAGGCAACUACAGGACUCGUGCCUCUCUUUGGUAUUGAUGUGUGGGAACAUGCUUAUUACCUUCAAUACAAAAACGUGCGCGCAGAUUAUGUAAAAGCAAUAUUCGAUGUUGCAAACUGGCAAGAUAUUUCUGCCAGAUAUGAAAAUGCUUCAAAGUGAAAUCUUUAUAGCAAUCCCACUUCAUUUAAUCUCAGCAUUUCGGUUUAAACCUUUAGAAUUAUAAUUAUGUAUAUGUGAACGACAAUCACAAAGUGCUUGUUGUAGAUUCCAGGAAACGCCUUAUAUUAUGUUAUCUAAGUUAAUCUUAAUACAUGGAUAUUUGUAGCUUUUGUGUUUUUU